CUUAACCAGGUCAUGCCAGGUGAUUAAAAAAACCAACACAUCUACCACUCACCCUCCUCGCAGUUCCAAGCCAAACACCAUAUAAACACCCUUGUCGAGGCAGAGGCACAGGCAGAGGCAUAGACCCGCCGCACACAAUGUCCGACUCGAAAAUGCUGCAUGGCCUCGAAGUUGCCAAACACGCCUCCCGCAACUCCUGCUGGGUCAUCGUAAACGGCCGCGUGUACGACGUGACCGACUAUCUCGACAAACACCCCGGCGGCUCACAAAUCCUGCUGCAAUACGGCGGCAAAGACGCGACCUCGAUCUACGAGCCCAACCACCCACGCGGCACGAUAGAAAAGGGCCUCCCGCAAUCCAAACACCUCGGCCCCGUGGACCCAGCGACGAUCGCCACCAUCAAGAAACCCCAAGUGACCCGCGACCUGGACAAGACGGCGCGCAUCCCGCUGACGCACUGCGUUAACCUCGACGACAUCGAGCGCGCCGCCGAGCGCAUCAUCCCGCACGCAGCAUGGGUCUACUUCCACUCCGCCGCCGACGACUUACGCUCGCUCGCCAACAACAAAGACGACUGGAAGAAAAUCACGCUGCGACCACGUAUCAUGCGCAACGUACGGCGCGUCAACAUGCAGCGCACCAUGCUGGGCCAAAAGUCCCGGCUACCAUUCUUCAUCGCGCCCGCCGCGCGCGCCAAACUGGUCCAUGACGACGGCGAACUGUGUCUUGCUCGCGGCGCUGCGAGGGCCGGCAUCCCCUACUGUCCGAGCACCCAUUCGACCGUGCCGCACGACGAGAUCGCGAAAGUGUUUAACGCCACGACGACGAGCACAGACUCGGGCUCGAACGAGUGCGGCGGAGUGCUGUGGUUCCAACUCUACGUCGCACACGAAAAGUCACGAACAUUAGAACUCAUCAAAAUCGCCCGGGAUAACGGGUACAAAGCGCUCGUCAUCACCGUGGAUUCGCCCGUCGUCGGAAAGCGAGAAGAGGACGAGCGGUACCGAGCCGAACUCGCCACUGCCUCUGGUGAUGACACGGUACUGACGGAAUGGUACCGACCCCAGACCUCGGACGACGGGCCUCCGCUACGUGGCCACCACUCGUCGACACUGAACUGGGAUGAUCUGCCGUGGAUACGCGAGGCGUGGGGGAAAGACACCGGCCCUAUCGUCUUGAAGGGCAUCCAAUGUGCCGAGGACGCCGCGCUGGCAUUUGAGCACGGCGUCGAAGGCAUCUAUCUCAGUAACCACGGCGGACGGCAAGUCGACGAUGCUCCGAGUGGAAUCCGUACGCUGCUUGAGAUUCGCCGCUUCUAUCCCCAUCUGAUCGGAAAGAUGGAGAUUUUCCUAGACGGCUGGGUGCGGCGCGGCACAGACAUCAUCAAGGCGCUAUGUCUGGGCGCCACGGGUGUCUCCUUAGGCCGACCCUUCAUGUACUCUGUCGCGUACGGCGACGAGGGCGUCAUGAAAGUUAUACAACUCUUGAGCGAGGAGAUCGAGACGUCGAUGAGGAAUAUGGGUGUCAACAGUCUGGAUCAGCUGAAUCCCUCAUACGUUAACAGCAAGAUCCUAGAAAUGGAACUGCCGGAUCACCUUAGGUUUGGAGCACAAUGGCCGGAGCUCAAACCGAAAUUAUAGAUUACGACUCUGAUAGAAUAUACAACGCCUGGGACCUGGGGAUUCUGGGGCCAUUGCUGUUGCACCGGGUUCCAUAGAAGGAUGGUCGAAAUCGAAUAUAAUAAUGACACCCCCUGAUCUACCAGCCUUACUUACGCAAGGGAGACAUUAUGGCCGCAGCGACCAGUAGUGAAGCUUCUAUUCUAUACAUU
Exophiala xenobiotica is the source of this 1831-nucleotide messenger RNA. RefSeq lists its product as uncharacterized. The record is from RefSeq and is a predicted model, not a curated record. Gene Ontology annotation, molecular function: heme binding; oxidoreductase activity. Bases 138 to 1640 code for a protein of 500 amino acids. The transcript has 2 exons. Lineage: Eukaryota; Fungi; Ascomycota; Eurotiomycetes; Chaetothyriales; Herpotrichiellaceae.